Molecule: messenger RNA, 1242 nt
Organism: Schistocerca gregaria
Lineage: Eukaryota; Metazoa; Arthropoda; Insecta; Orthoptera; Acrididae
Product: repetin-like
Exons: 1
Coding region: 1-1242 (413 amino acids)
Source: RefSeq, a predicted model, not a curated record
AUGACGCUAAGAGGCCACAUGACGCUAAGAGGCCACAUGACGCUAAGAGGCCACAUGACGCUAAGAGGCCACAUGACGCUAAGAGGCCACAUGACGCUAAGAGGCCACAUGACGCUAAGAGGCCACAUGACGCUAAGAGGCCACAUGACGCUAAGAGGCCACAUGACGCUAAGAGGCCACAUGACGCUAAGAGGCCACAUGACGCUAAGAGGCCACAUGACGCUAAGAGGCCACAUGACGCUAAGAGGCCACAUGACGCUAAGAGGCCACAUGACGCUAAGAGGCCACAUGACGCUAAGAGGCCCACAUGACGCUAAGAGGCCACAUGACGCUAAGAGGCCACAUGACGCUAAGAGGCCACAUGACGCUAAGAGGCCACAUGACGCUAAGAGGCCACAUGACGCUAAGAGGCCACAUGACGCUAAGAGGCCACAUGACGCUAAGAGGCCACAUGACGCUAAGAGGCCACAUGACGCUAAGAGGCCACAUGACGCUAAGAGGCCACAUGACGCUAAGAGGCCACAUGACGCUAAGAGGCCACAUGACGCUAGAGGCCACAUGACGCUAAGAGGCCACAUGACGCUAAGAGGCCACAUGACGCUAAGAGGCCACAUGACGCUAAGAGGCCACAUGACGCUAAGAGGCCACAUGACGCUAAGAGGCCACAUGACGCUAAGAGGCCACAUGACGCUAAGAGGCCACAUGACGCUAAGAGGCCACAUGACGCUAAGAGGCCACAUGACGCUAAGAGGCCACAUGACGCUAAGAGGCCACAUGACGCUAAGAGGCCACAUGACGCUAAGAGGCCACAUGACGCUAAGAGGCCACAUGACGCUAAGAGGGCCACAUGACGCUAAGAGGCCACAUGACGCUAAGAGGCCACAUGACGCUAAGAGGCCACAUGACGCUAAGAGGCCACAUGACGCUAAGAGGCCACAUGACGCUAAGAGGCCACAUGACGCUAAGAGGCCACAUGACGCUAAGAGGCCACAUGACGCUAAGAGGCCACAUGACGCUAAGAGGCCACAUGACGCUAAGAGGCCACAUGACGCUAAGAGGCCACAUGACGCUAAGAGGCCACAUGACGCUAAGAGGCCACAUGACGCUAAGAGGCCACAUGACGCUAAGAGGCCACAUGACGCUAAGAGGCCACAUGACGCUAAGAGGCCACAUGACGCUAAGAGGCCACAUGACGCUAAGAGGCCACAUGACGAGCCUACUAAGAGGCCACAUGGACGCUAA